AUGAAGUUCUCCGCCGUAUUCAUCUUCGUCGCCUCCGUGGCCGCCGUUGCACUUGACACCGAAGUUGCACCUCAACUCAGCCAGCCGGGCCGCCGGGGAGUAGACUGCGGAGCUUGUGCACGCCUCAAUUUCUGCCCCGGCAAGCCUAACAACAACGUCGAGUGCGAGCUUGAUGGCUGCUGCAAGAAAUAA
This is a messenger RNA of Colletotrichum truncatum, 192 nucleotides long. RefSeq lists its product as uncharacterized. The record is from RefSeq and is a predicted model, not a curated record. Lineage: Eukaryota; Fungi; Ascomycota; Sordariomycetes; Glomerellales; Glomerellaceae.